Molecule: messenger RNA, 2948 nt
Organism: Macrosteles quadrilineatus (aster leafhopper)
Lineage: Eukaryota; Metazoa; Arthropoda; Insecta; Hemiptera; Cicadellidae
Product: osmotic avoidance abnormal protein 3-like
Exons: 18
Coding region: 1-2679 (892 amino acids)
Biological process (GO): microtubule-based movement
Molecular function (GO): ATP binding; microtubule motor activity; microtubule binding
Source: RefSeq, a predicted model, not a curated record
AUGUAUACUAUAAAAAAUUCCUUGUCACACAUCAAGGAGCAGGAUGGCAGAGACAGUGAAAGUCAUCGUAAGAUGUCGCCCAAUGAACACACGGGAAAUGCAGCUCAAGUGCAAAGAAAACCUCCUCAUGAAAUCACUUCCUACAGACCUAUAAGUCUCUUGCCUAUAGUGUCCAAGUUGUUUGAGAAAUUGUUCCUCAAAAGACUACAAGCUCUUUUUGAAGAAGACGACGUCAUUCCAGGACACCAAUUCGGGUUUAGACGGAGACAUGGCACCGUGGAGCAGAACGUGGUGUUGAUGGACUCAGAACGCUGCACUUGCUCCCUCAUCAACCCCAACGACAGCUCGGCUCCUCCGAAGACCUUCACCUUCGAUGGAGUCUACUACAUUAACUCCACAACGGAGCAGAUUUAUAAUGAGAUAGCUUACCCACUAGUUGAGGGUGUCCUGGAAGGAUACAACAGCACCGUGUUCGCCUAUGGACAAACAGGGUGUGGAAAAAGCUUCUCCAUGCAGGGGGUGGAGGACCCACCCUCCCAGAGGGGCAUCAUCCCCCGAGCCUUCGAACACCUCUUUGAGUCGAUGUCUCUCACGGAAAACGUCAAGUACCUGGUGCUGGCGUCGUAUCUGGAAAUUUACAACGAAGAGAUCAGAGACCUUCUAGGAAAUGACACUAGGAAGAGACUGGAGUUAAAAGAGAACUUUGAUCGAGGCGUUUAUGUCAAUGAGCUAUCCCAUCAUACUGUGGCGAGUGUGAGCGACUGUCAGGAGCUGAUGGAUCGCGGUUGGAGGAAUCGUUCCACAGGAGCGACUCUCAUGAACGCCGACAGUUCCCGGAGCCACUCUAUAUUCAGCAUAUCUGUAGAGAUGAUGCCGUUGAGCGAGUGUUUGGAAGUUAGUCCUAUCCGGCGCGGAAAACUGAGUCUGGUUGACUUGGCGGGGAGCGAGCGGCAGGCCAAGACAGGUGCCACCGGUGACAGACUGAAGGAAGCAACCAAGAUCAACCUGUCCCUGUCAGCACUAGGCAAUGUCAUCUCUGCCCUAGUGGACGGCAAGGCUAAACACAUACCCUACAGAGACUCAAAGCUGACACGCAUGCUUCAGGACUCUUUGGGAGGAAAUACCAAGACAUUGAUGGUGGCUUGUUUGUCUCCUGCGGAUAACAACUAUGACGAGACCUUAUCUACUCUGAGGUACGCCAACCGAGCCAAGAACAUCACCAACAAACCCCACAUCAACGAGGACCCCAAGGACACCAUGCUGCGAGAGUACCAGGAGGAGAUCUACAAACUGAGGAAUCUGCUGGAGAAGAACGCCUUUGUUGGAUCUUCUGCCAUAGAAGAUGAGGUUGUGAAAGCAGAAAAGGAAAAAGUCAAGACAGAGUAUGAGAAAGAGAUGGCCUCUCUGAGAGAACAAUAUGAGGCAAUGCAGCUGUCCAAGACUCAAGUGCAGAACGAUCUUCAAGCUCUCAAAGAGCAAUACGAGAGAGACUUGGCCCGGAUAAACUGUCAGUCUCAGAAUAAACAGCAUAUGCUACCAAAAACACCAACCCAGAAGAUAGUGGAGGAGGUCCUGAAUAGUGAGACUGCAACAUUAAAUGCUGCACAACAAGAAAUAUUAAAAAGACUACAGAAACUGCAGGCCAGCAUGGUUGGAGGAGAGAGAGCCAAUGACAAGGAGUUAAAGGAGAAGCGUCUGCGCAAGAAGAGGCUCGCUGAGCGUAGACUGCAGGCGCUGGCGACAGUGUUGGCCCGAGUAGAGGACGAGGACAAGAGCGGACUGAUGUUGGGAGUCUACGACGACAUUCAGGAGGAGAUGAAAACAGCCAUCCGCAAACACAAGAUGAAGCUGCGAGCUCUGGAGAGGGAAAUAACCGACUUACAAAGUGAGUUUGAGAAUGAGCGAACGGACUACUUGGAGACAAUUCGUAAACAACAGAGGGAAUGUCGCUUUUACCAGCAAGUCCUUGACAAAGUCCUUCCUACGCUUAAGAAGGACUGUAACUACAGUAACCUGGAAAACAUAAGGGCAGAAGCAGUUUGGAGUGAAGACGCUAAAACGUGGAACCUGCCUGAUCUAUCUACCAUUCACACAAGACUACCCCCUGCUGCAGGACCCCAGUGGGGUACACGACUGCCUUCUCAGACUGCUCCUGGACGCUUGGAGAACGAUCCCAUAGGAACUGCAGUCCCGGAUCCGGCGGCCAAAAGUAGCUCAGCUGAGGUCAAUGUCAAACCCAUCAUUGAUGCUUGGAGAAAGAGACUACAAAAAAGCGAUGAAGAGGAUUUUGCUGGAAACUACUUCAAGCCAAAAAGAGCAACGGAACUCUUGAUUAAAUUCAAGGAGGAAGCAGGGAGGCCUGUCAAUGGAUGGAGAGAGACAAGUUUCAUCAAGCCAGUUCCAGGAGCCACAGUUCCCCCUCUGCCUGGAGGGGUCCCUGCUCCCCCCACGGGUCCACUAAACCCCCUACCUGGUCAGAUGUUCCUCAACAGUUCCUGGGGUGCAGGCCAGAUCACAAGUCCUUGGGCAGUUCAAAAUUCCAAGAAUGGAGGUUUCCGAACAUCCCCGGAGUUGGUAAGAAGACCUCUCAAGCUUGAGGCUUUACCAGUCCCCUCCAAAAAGCCGGCUCCAGCUUCCCUCCAAAGAACUAGAGGGUUAAACACUCUGGAUUCCAUCUGAUAGUUACCAACUAUAUUCUCAUAAUGUGCCUAAAGUUUUAUACUAGUAUCAGUACGAAAGUGAUAAAGGUGGUUAAGUAUUGUCUAUUUUUAUAAGAAUACAAUUAAGUUGUAUAUUUUUGAUGAAGAUGGAGUAAGUAUUUGAGUGAAAUAACCAUGCCAAUUAGUAGCUAUAACUUCUGGAAUCACCUCUAUAUGUUUACGCCUAAAGCUGAAUAAAAAAAGAACAACAUCUCUAUGCUUUUAAUUGGUAAGAAUCUGAUUUUAGUG